GUUACUCACGAUGGCUAAGUUCGGUUUUUCGUAUUGAGACUGGAAAGAUUGUAAGGCGAACGCUAGCCUAGCUGUUUUUUUGCGUAACUUAUUUUCAGUACUUUGUGUAGCUGGCUAAUAAAAAAAUAAAAAAAUGAGGUUCUUGCAAGACAACGUGACAGUUGAGUCGCCACCCUUUCACUUUUUGCUUUCAAGUGGAAACCCUGUCUAUGACAGCUACUAUCGACAGGUGGACCCGUCUGGCAGCGGACGUGUGGGGGCCGCUGAUGCGGCUUUGUUCUUGAAGAAGUCCGGCCUGGCAGACCUGGUGCUGGGCAGGGUAUGGGACUUGGCAGAUGCUGAACGAAAGGGUUCUUUGAACAAACAGCAAUUCUUCAUUGCGCUGCGAUUAGUGGCCUGUGCACAGAAUGGACUGGAGGUGGCGCUGAAGAGUCUCCAUGUGGCUGUUCCUCCUCCCCAGUUUCAUGACACGAGCAGUCCUCUUCUCCCAGCGGGGGGAGUCGCCAGUGACUGCCCCUGGGUGGUCAAGUCGGAGGAGAAGUUGAAGUACGACCACAUCUUCGAGAGCCUGUUGCCCGUCAACGGGAUGCUGUCGGGAGAUAAAGUCAAGCCGGUGCUGCUGAACUCCAAACUCCCCGUGGACAUCCUGGGGCGGGUCUGGGAGCUGAGUGACAUUGACAGAGAUGGGAUGCUGGACAGAGACGAGUUUGCUGUGGCCAUGUACCUUGUCUACAAAGCUCUGGAGCAGGACCAGGUGCCCAUGUCUCUGCCACUCCCCCUGGUGCCCCCGUCCAAGAGGAAGAAACCAGUCAGCCCUCCUGUGAUGCCCCUGCUGCCAUCACCCCCCUCCCACAAAGAGGGUCGCUCCUCGAACAAAGCUCCGGCACCUAAACCCCCACCCGUUCAGUGGGUAGUGUUGCCUGCAGACAAGGCCAAGUACGAUGAGCUGUUUGUGAAAACCGACAGUGACAUGGACGGCCUGGUGUCAGGGCCCGAGGUGCGAGAUAUCUUCCUGAAAACUGGGCUUCCAUCCGCCACCCUGGCACGCAUCUGGGAGCUGUGUGACAUCAGUGACAUGGGGAAACUGACCAGAGAGCAGUUUGCUCUGGCUCUACAUUUGAUCAACCAGAAGCUGACCAAGGGGCUGGACCCGCCCCAGGCCCUCACUCCCGAAAUGAUCCCUCCCUCCGACAGGCUGACACGACGGCAGCUCUCCGUCGUCUCUCCUGACCAGAGCAACCCGGCGAGCGGCCUGUCUGCUGACUUCUCCGCCAUCAAGGAGCUGGACACGCUCAGCAACGAGAUCGUGGACCUGCAGAGGGAGAAGAGCUCGGUGGAGCAGGAGAUCAAGGAGAAGGAGGAGAGCAUCCGGCAGAGGAGCACCGAGGUCCAGGACCUGCAGGAGGAGGUGCAGCGGGAGGGCGGGGAGCUCCAGCGGCUGCAGUCCCAGCGCCAGGAGAUCCAGGAGGCGCUGGACCAGCUGGAUGUGCAGAAGGCUGCCCUGGAGGAGCAGCUGGGACACAUCCGGCAGCAAUGCAGCCAAGAGAACCAGACGAUUGUGUCCCUGCAGGCAGAGCAUGCGGAGCAGGAGCAGAAGAUCGUGGAGUACGAGGAGGAGCUGGUGCGGGCGCAGCAGGAGCUGCAGAGGCUGCAGCAGGAGGCCACGUGUAUGCAGGAGAAGGUGGAGGCAGCACGCGCCCAGCUCAGCCCCCUGCAGGAGUCCGUGAAGGAGUCCUACUCCGAGGUCUCUCAGGUGCAGCAGAAGCUGAAAGACCUGCAGAUGGACGACAGGGACGUCACCAUGCAGCUCAGCUGGGAGAAGCACUUCCUGGAGCAGCCACUGCUGGUCAACGGCACUGCUGAGGAGGCUCACGAGCAGAGGCAGGAACAGCCACUCGAGCAGCCACUUGAGCAGCCACUCGAGCUGCUGCAGGAGCAACCGCAGAAGGAGCAACCGCAGAAGGAGCAGCCACAGAAGGAGCAGCCACAGGAGGAGCAACAGCCGCAGACACAGCAGCAGGAGGAGCAGGAGGAGCCACAGGAGCUGAAGCAGGAGCAGCAGGAAGAGGGGGAAAGUCUCAAGCCUCCCGAGGAACCAAAACCUGUGCUCAUCUUUGAAGAGGAUCUGUACCUCAGUGCUCCUCCAACUGCCUGGCCCCAGGACAGCCUGGUGAGCACAGAGGACCACAGACAGACUGACCUAAACCUGGAAAGCGCCGGCCCGUCCUCUGUAGCUGAACUCACCCCGGAGGUUAAGGAAGAGAAGGAAGAGUCUCCCAAAGACAGCACUCCUAAGCUCCUGGAUUCCCCAGAGCCAGAGAAGGGACCGCAGCCCGAGGCCGAGGCUGAGCCAGAGCCAUCACUGCCCCCCCAGACCAGCCCCCCCACUGCCCCCGGGCUGGACUUCUUCCAGGCCGACCCUUUCACCGACAGCGACCCAUUCAAAGAUGACCCGUUUGCAAAAGUGGAUGUUUCAGAUCCUUUUGGAGGAGACCCCUUCAAAGGCACAGACCCGUUUGCUGCCGAUGCCUUCUUCAAGCAGCCUUCAGCCGACCCGUUCACCUCUGCUGACCCCUUCAGCGGCGCCGCCAGCCCGGUCCAGCCCGACCUCUUCAGCAGCCAGCUCAAUAACGCAGCCGGAGCGGACCCUUUCACCUCCAACCUCAACAGUGCGGCUGGGAGCGACCCCUUCGGCUGCAAAGUCAACAACAUCACCGACCCCGACCCCUUCACCUCCAAAAACAACAACUUGGCCGACGCUGACCCCUUUGCCUCCAGUGCCAGCCCGACGGGCGGCCCCGAUCCCUUCUCCUCCUCCUCCUCCUCCCCUCCUGGUCAGGACGGGCCCACGAAGGAUCUGGGUUCAGUGACGAAUGACCCGUUCGCUCCUGGAGGCACUGCGGCAAACGUGAGCUCUGACCCAGACCCCUUCGCCGCCGUGUUUGGAAAGGAAACAUUUGGAGGAGGAUUUGCAGACUUCAGCAGCCUGUCAAAGUCGAACGGCCCUGACCCUUUCAGCUCCUCAAACACUCUGAGCAGCAAGAAUCUCUUUAAGGAGGACAGUCAGCUGGCCAGCCCUGACGUGCCCCCAGCCCUGCCCCCCAAGACCGGGACUCCCACCAGGCCUCCCCCCCCUCCUCCUGGAAAACGGUCCACCAUUUCUAGAUCGGAGUCAUCUGACUCUUUCCACCGGAGGGCGCCCUUGUUGCCGGCGGGCUCAGGGGACGGGCCCUCCCAGCCUGCCAAGGACGCGGCCCCGGACCCCUUCGCCCCAUCCUCACCCCAGCAGCCCUCACGGGACCCUGACCGAUUUGCCAGCUUUGACAAAUACCCCACAGAGGAGGACAUGAUUGAGUGGGCCAAACGGGAGAGCGAGCGGGAGGAGAAGGAGCGCCUCGCUCGCCUGACACAGCAGGAGCAGGAGGACCUGGAGCUGGCCAUCGCCCUCAGCAAGUCGGAGCUCUCCUGAGGCUCGCUGGGCGUCCUCUACGCCCACUCGCACCAAAGGAGGAAGGAGUUGGAGGAACUGAACUGAAGGGCCAGCCCCUGGGAACGUUUCCAUCCACCAACCAUCGCCAAAAGCCAUCCGCCAUCAUACACGCUCCUCCAUGUUCCUAUCCUGGUUGCCAUUUCUAGAUUCUCCCGUUCUGUAUAAAUUGUAAAUGCUUUUAAAAUAGAAUUGGUACAAAACUGGGAAUCCUAAAUUGGUACAGGGCUGGUGUGGAGUGGUACAUCUUCAGGGGCCUAUUGUUUGCAUUACCUUCCUGGCAUGUGGACAGACGGAACCGCCAGUGCAUGUCCACGUGUAGCCUUCGAGUCCCUGACCUCGUCUCGAAAUUCCAACCUGCCUUUGCCAUUCUGCCAAUGACUAGCAAGAACAAACACGGGGCGCUUUUGUGUCAUUUUAUUCUGCUUCCUUCUCCUGCCCCUGAGGUUUUCAUCGCCCCUUGGGUGUAUUGCGCUCCACUGGACUCACAAAUGUCGUCUCCAGCCUCCCGUUUCUGUAGCCUCAGCAUUGUCCCUGUGGACGACCGGCUCACUGUUGCUGGGUGAUUUCAGGGUCUCACCAUUACCAGAAUACAGGUUAUAUCGAGUGGCUGCUUCUGAUCUGCCAUCCUGCAGCCAGUGCCUGGGGUGUUUUAAGGGGAUGUUGUUUUUGAAUAUUUACUUGAAAUGGGAGGCAAUCCAGCUCCCAGUCAUUCUCUCUCUUUGCCUGAGCAUUUCAGAUCUGUGAUGUGCUGUGGAAGCAGGUGAUUGUGACAUGGUGCUUAGAGUACGAAGCUCGUAGCCAAUGGCCAAUGACAGUUGGCAGGGGCUUAACACUAGCAACCAGUUGCACUCAGUGGGCACUGAUUUUAUUGAAUGGGAUGGAAUAUAUGAAUUUGCAGAAUACAUCAGUGUAUUAGUGUGCUGUCACUUAUACAUCUUCUUGCCCCUCUGUGUGCUUGAAUAUAAACUGCAGUUGCUGGCAUAUAGUGUGGAUACUCAGCUUGUCUGUUAUGAAAGGCAUUGGACUGAGUGUGAAAUCAAUCAUUUGAAAGUGGUUUGUGUGUAGACAUGCACUUGGCAGCGAUUUUGACAGGAGAAGAAUUGUAUUAUAAAAACAGGGUAUUCCCUAUUUUCUACAUGUUGAAAAUGAAAUGCACCAUGCUCUAACAUAAUGAACAGAUCUCAAUAGGACGAAGUAUAGUGUUGAUGAGAAACCCAAUAGAAAAGCCCAACAGACCCAUAACAGCAAUAUGUAGUUAUUUAACCUGUGUAUCAUGGGGCCCGACUCAGACAUGUAUACCAUGGGAGUGUAAUCUGUUUGAAGGGGAUGUUGCUACUGUAUGUGAGCUGCUGCAAUUCCUCUUGAUUGUAUUGGAAUAUAUAACCCAGUUUAUAUCAUAUUCUGCUGCUUGGCUCUUGUGAAAACGAUUGCUUUUCCCUUUGACCGCUUUACACAACCUGCCUUUUCACAUUUGCCAAAAAGAGACCACUGUAGGGAAGAACCUUCAGAACGUGUUCAUAUGUAGUUGCGCAUUUGCUCUUAAGAAAGUUCUUGCUGCUUCCUGGCACAAAGCUCGUUAUUGUUUUGCGCUCCUGCAGUCCUGCAUGAAAUUCUAUCUCCAUUUUCUGAAUGGCUUUUUUUUUUUUUUUAAUAGUACCUAUGCCAUGCAGAAGUAGAAGAACCACUAGUUAAGAUUUUACUUUUAAAUUUGUGCCCAGAGAGAUUUGUUUAUGCUUCUGUUUGUACAUUUCAGGUGCACGUUCAUCAGGUUUGUCUGGUGAUGUAAACAACACAUUUGUAAACUAGUUCACACCCCAUUUACUAUUGUUUAAUUAAAAACAUGUUGGACACUUUAAUAUUUGAGGAAAGAGACUUGCUACACUAUUUAAAUUUUGUGAAGACAAUGAAAUGCAGUAUAUUUUUUAUUUGGUUAUCAUUUGAAAGAUACCUUGGCUCACUUAGUCGUUUAGAAUUUCAGAGUUUUAGAUUAUCAUUUAUAAAAGGAGUUAAAGGGUGAGCACUGAGUCUCAUUUAUGGGGCAGCAAGUUGUCCCUAUUGGUUCAUUUUCUGAGACAUUCAUGCCCCAAUUCCAGCAUCAAAGCAUUUUUGUGUUUAAAACAAACCUACAUAAUGUUGAUGUGACUUUCCUCUUACCAGAGGUUUGACUAUUCCCCUUAAUGCAGUUACCAGGCUAUAGUAUACGCACACAAGUCUUCACCUAACAUCUUGCUGAUUUACAGCAGUCAGCAGGGGUUUAAGUUACCUUUCCAGAAUAAGUUUGUGUUUGCUGCUCAUCCUAGCUUUGUAAAGCUCUGAAGUUGUGGUCGGUCUGAUGUUUUUAUGCCUUUCUUUGAAUGAGAGUGAUGCCAUGACGGGUCACGACCUGUCUGUGAAGUCUGAAGUGACUGUGAAAAGUAUCCUUUGUCUUUUGCACAAAGACUGCUGCUGGCUAUGGACUUCUGUCACCAUCCGAGUUUUCAUUCUGUCCUGGAAUGUGUUCUUGAGGCGCGGAUGUAGAUGGUAACCUUUCGAACAAAUGCAUUUUAAAAAGUAUUUAUUUACAACCUUUAAGACAACAAGCAGGUGUGUUGGGUAUUGUGUGGGGACAAAUGUUCAUUUGAACCUGUCACUUAAUUGGGGCACAACUGUGAAAGUCGGUUGGUGAAGUUAUAUAAGGGAAUGACCAGUCUUGUGCUUCACUUAUAAAUCAGUAUGGGCCAUACCAUUACUCACCAAAAUGCCAUUCAAAUCUUAUUUUCAAACCUCUUGCUUUUAAUUAGAUGGGGGUCAUCAGUAGCUGAGUAUGGCAUUCAUCUUGGAUUCUGGAGCAGUUUUAACUUGUGUUGCACCCCAAAAGAUAUCUGCUCUUUGUAAAUACAGCAGAGAGUGAAUGCUCCUCCCAGGAGCUGCGAUCCUCACCCUCCUUCCUCAGCUCACCCUGUGUUAGUGUCGCUGUUACUAUUGCUCAUGUAACAUGUAUAGACUUUUCACUCACUAAAUCAAAAACCACUGAUGUAUGUAGACUAUAUCUAUAUAGACUUUUUAAAUCUGGCUAAUUUUAUUUUUUAUUUGUAACUUCAAAUAUAUUCCCUUAAUGGGAGUCGUUGUUUAAUUAUUCUGCAUUAUAACCUGUAAUUAAAACAGAGUAAAUAAUAAAUGUAAAAUCUGUA
Messenger RNA from Conger conger (European conger), 6660 nucleotides. RefSeq names its product epidermal growth factor receptor pathway substrate 15 (gene eps15). Gene Ontology annotation, biological process: endocytosis; endosomal transport. The record is from RefSeq and is a predicted model, not a curated record. Gene Ontology annotation, molecular function: calcium ion binding; cadherin binding. Gene Ontology annotation, cellular component: plasma membrane; cytoplasm; clathrin coat of coated pit. The transcript is spliced from 25 exons. NCBI's taxonomy places the organism in Eukaryota, Metazoa, Chordata, Actinopteri, Anguilliformes, Congridae. Bases 134 to 3469 code for a protein of 1111 amino acids.